AACAUGGCCGCCGCACACUGACUCGUUACUUGGUUAUUGAGAUUUCGAGACACAAAGCAGGAUGUGGAGGGUAUUCCAAUAUCCCGGACAGGAGCGGUACACCAGGGUUGCAGUGUCAGUUCAAAACCAAACGAGGUGUCAAAGCCCCAGAAAUGACGCUUUCAAGUACAUGACAGACACAAAGCAGGAUGUGGAGGCUGUGCCAAUAUCCCCGACCAGUGCGGUACACCAGGGUUGCAGUGUCGGUUCAAAACAAGAUGAGGUGUCAAAACCCCAGAUAAAUGACGCUUUCAAGCACAUCACUGAUGGCGUGCAGGAAGAUGUGGAGGCUGUGCCAAUAUACCCGACCAGUGCGGUACACCAGGGUUGCAGUGUCGGUUCAAAACCAAAUGAGGUGUCAAAGCCCCAGAUAAAUGACGCUUUCAAGCACAUGACUGACACAAAGCAGGAUGUGGAGGCUGUGCCAAUAUCCCCGACCAGUGCGGUACACCAGGGUUGCAGUGUCGGUUCAAAACAAGAUGAGGUGUCAAAGCCCCAGAUAAAUGACGCUUUCAAGCACAUGACUGACACAAAGCAGGAUGUGGAGGCUGUGCCAAUAUCCCCGACCAGUGCGGUACACCAGGGUUGCAGUGUCGGUUCAAAACAAGAUGAGGUGUCAAAGCCCCAGAUAAAUGACGCUUUCAAGCACAUCACUGACACAAAGCAGGAUGUGGAGGCUGUGCCAAUAUCCCCGACCGCAGCUGUACAUCAGGGUUGCAGUGUCGGUUCAAAACAAGAUGAGGUGUCAAAGCCCCAUAUAAAUGACGCUUUCAAGCACAUCACUGAUAAUGGUGUAAACAGUGAGAGUGAGGAUAGCAAUGAUGAAGAGGAAAUUCAUGAAGCAGAUGACUUGACUGAAAAUGCCAUAGAGGAAGAUAUGGAGACUGUGCCAGUAUCCACACUGGGUGCUGUACAGGGUUGUAGUGUCAGAUCUAAUCCGGAUAAGGUGACAGAGCCCAAGAAAAGUGGCAAUAACCGGCCCAAGACUGGAGAAGUAGUGAAGCUUACAGAACAUCAGCACAGGCUACUUAAAACUUUGUUCAAAACAAAUAUAGCAAUGAGAAGGGAACUACAGAAAGAUGAGUGUGAAAAGGUUUCUAGGAAACAUGACGCUCUUCAGAACCUCACCUGGAAAAAAAUUAAGAACACUGUCCAUAAUUGGAUAAUGGCUGAGAAACGGAAAACAAAAAGAUAUUAACAUUCAGAAUGUAAGGCUAAUUUACUGAAAUGGAUCGUCAUUAUGUGACUGAAUUACUGUAAAGGAUAAGCACUAUUAGACUAAUUGUUAAUCAUUAUGUGAUUGAAUUGUUGUAAAGAAUGAGAACUGUAAGGCUAAUUAUCCCCCGCCAUAGGCGGAGGGAUAUUGUUUUGGCGUUGUCCGUUCGUCUGUCCGUCUGGCACUGUUGUGUCCGGAGCCAUACUUUGGAAGUGCUUUGGCGGAUUUCAUUGAAACUUGGUAUGAGUGUAUAUAUGGAUAAGAGGAUGAUGCACGCCAAAUGGCAUUGUACACCAUCUGUUACUAACGGAGUUAUGGCCCUUUGUAUCUUGAAAAAAUGCUUUUUAAUAUAAGCUUAGAGAUUUAUUUCCAUUAACACAUGAGCCAGAGCCACGAAACUUGCCAUGGCUGUUCUCAAUCAUCUGGGGGUGCUUCACAUUCAACACCCAUAAUCCUAGGGGCUAAGGUCAAGGUCACACAUUGAGGUCAAAGGUCACAAAUUUGAUGAAUUCUUCAUUAUUUAGUUAUUCCUUUACUAUGCAUCAAGGUAUUCACAUCAAGGGUCAAGGUUACACAAAUGCUUCAUGUAAGGUUGUACGCUAAACCCCUAAACUGACCAGCAUUUUUCCCAUAAUUAUGUAUACAUCUUUGUACUUAAAAUUACAGGUUAGAGAUUUUGUGCUCCAUCAAGGGAGAGCAUAUAGUCGCUGACUUGUCUGUCCUUCCUUCUCUCAUAAUUAUAUUCCGCCACAGGCGGAGGGAUAUCAAAUUGGUGUUGUCCAUCCGUCCAUCUGUCAGUAUGUUCAUCCGUCUGAUUUGCACCCAUCCUUGAACAAAAUGUAUGUGGCGGGGGAUAUCAAUUCAACGAAUUUGCUUGUUGAUCAUCAGUUUAAGAUUGAUCAUCUGUAAAGGAUAAACAUUGUACGGCUAAUUGAUCAUCAUUAUGUGAUCGUCAUUGAUUAUAUGUACAGUGAUUGAAUUACUGCAGAGUGUGAGCAAUGUUAAGCUAAUUGAUCAUCAAUGAGUACUGUGAGGCUACUUUUAAUCCUCAUUAUGUGACUGAAUUACUGCAGAGGACAGGCACUUUUAUGCUAAUUGAUCGUCAUUGAUUAUAUGUACAGUGAUUGAAUUACUGCAGAGUAUGACCACUAUUGGGCUAAUUGGCCAUCAUUAUAUAAUUGUCGUGUGAUUGGAUUGCUGUAGAGAAUGAGCACUGUUAAGGUGAUUGACCAUCAAUAUAUGACAAAAAUACUAUAGAGAAACAACACUGUCUGGAUAAUUAAUCAUCAUUUAAUGAAAGAAAUACUGUAAAUACUUAUAAAACAGUUCAGUAUGAGCUUAUUUCAUGUAGUAGUAAUUCCUUUUUAGGUGUUCUUUUGUUAUUUCAAACAAGGUUUAACAAUGUUCUAGUUAUUAUUUGAGUAACUUGUUUUUAUUGUUUAAGCAAUUCUGAAAUAGUUUAUUAUAUUUUUAUG
Dreissena polymorpha is the source of this 2730-nucleotide messenger RNA. RefSeq lists its product as uncharacterized. The transcript is spliced from 10 exons. NCBI's taxonomy places the organism in Eukaryota, Metazoa, Mollusca, Bivalvia, Myida, Dreissenidae. Bases 62 to 1237 code for a protein of 391 amino acids. The record is from RefSeq and is a predicted model, not a curated record.